UCUUGACUACCUUCCUCGAAUAAUCUAUUUGUUCAGGAGAACUAAUAACAAGGAGGAUGUACCAUUAAAGAAGAAAAUUGCUUAUAUGGUAGAUGUAUUUUUCUCCGUAUAUCCUUAUGCAAAGCUACUUGCACUUCUCUUUGCAACUCUAUUUCUUAUAGGAUUUGGUGGUUUAGCAUUGUAUGCGGUGACUGGUGGUAGCCUUGCUGAAGCUCUUUGGCAUUCUUGGACUUACGUAGCUGACUCAGGAAAUCAUGCCGAAACAGAAGGAACCGGGCAGAGGAUUGUCUCUGUCUCUAUUAGUUCAGGAGGCAUGCUGAUAUUUGCUAUGAUGUUAGGUCUGGUUUCAGAUGCUAUAUCAGAGAAGGUGGAUUCACUCAGAAAAGGGAAGAGCGAAGUUAUAGAAAUGAACCACGUACUCAUUCUUGGGUGGAGUGACAAAUUGGGUUCUCUUUUGAAGCAGCUGGCAAUUGCAAAUAAGAGUGUGGGUGGUGGCGUUAUAGUGGUGCUUGCAGAAAAGGAAAAGGAGGAAAUGGAACUUGACAUAGCAAAGCUGGAAUUUGACUUUAUGGGAACAUCAGUUAUAUGUAGAAGUGGCAGUCCUCUUAUACUAGCUGACUUAAAGAAGGUUUCAGUUUCAAAGGCACGUGCUAUCAUUGUGUUGGCUUCCGAUGAAAAUGCUGAUCAGAGUGAUGCUCGUGCUUUGAGAGUUGUUCUUAGCCUCACAGGAGUAAAGGAGGGUUUAAAGGGCCCUGUUGUGGUGGAGAUGAGUGACCUUGAUAAUGAACCCCUCGUCAAACUUGUGGGCGGAGAACUUAGAACAGUAGUUGCACAUGAUGUAAUUGGACGUCUGAUGAUUCAGUGUGCUUUGCAGCCUGGCCUUGCACAGAUAUGGGAAGAUAUACUGGGGUUCGAGAAUGCUGAGUUUUACAUCAAAAGGUGGCCUGAACUGGAUGGUCUAUGUUUUAAAGAUGUACUGAUUUCAUUUGCUGAUGCAAUACCCUGUGGAAUUAAGGUGGCUGCAGAAGGGGGAAUUAUUAUAAAUCCGGAUGAUAGUUAUGUCAUGAGAGAAGGGGAUGAAGUUCUUGUUAUAGCUGAGGAUGAUGACACUUAUUCUCCAGGACCUCUUCCAGAGGUACGCAAAGGUCAUUUUCUAAAGAUACCUGAUCCACCAAAAUAUCCAGAGAAGAUAUUAUUUUGUGGCUGGCGGCGUGAUAUUGAUGAUAUGAUUAUGGUUCUUGAGGCGUUAUUGGCUCCUGGGUCAGAACUGUGGAUGUUUAAUGAGGUUCCUGAAAAGGAAAGAGAGAAGAAGCUUAUUGAUGGUGGACUUGAUGUUUCUCGCCUACUGAAUAUAAAACUUGUUCAUCGGGAGGGAAAUGCUGUGAUUAGACGGCACUUGGAGUCUCUUCCUUUGGAGACUUUUGAUUCAAUCCUUAUUCUUGCAGAUGAAUCAGUAGAGGACUCCGUUGCUCAUUCUGAUUCCAGAUCGCUAGCCACCCUUCUCCUCAUUCGUGACAUACAGUCAAGACGUCUACCUUACAAAGAUUCGAAAUCAAGUACUUCUUUGAGGUUGUCUGGGUUUUCUCACAGCUCUUGGAUCCGCGAAAUGCAGCAAGCUUCAGAUAAAUCAAUUAUAAUUAGUGAAAUUUUGGAUUCUAGGACUAGAAAUUUGGUGUCUGUUUCCAGAAUCAGCGAUUAUGUGUUAUCAAAUGAGCUGGUUAGCAUGGCGCUAGCUAUGGUGGCUGAAGACAGGCAAAUCAAUCGUGUUCUUGAAGAAUUAUUUGCCGAGGAGGGCAACGAGAUGUGCAUUAAGCCGGCGGAGUUCUAUUUGUUUGACCAAGAAGAACUCUGUUUUUAUGAUAUAAUGUACAGAGGUCGUGAAAGGGGAGAGGUAGUUAUUGGCUACCGCCUCGCUAACCAAGACUUCGCCGUCAUCAACCCUCCAGAAAAGUCAGAACCUAAAAAAUGGUCCCUUGAUGAUGUUUUUGUAGUCAUUGCCUCAGGCGAUUGAUGGGGGGUUAGUACGAUCCUUCUAGUUCCUUAAUUUGUUAUGACUGGAUGCUUGCAGUAACCUUAACUUUCUUGACACCAGAAAGUAGCAACCUUCUCUUUGCUUGCCAACUGCGACAAACAAUUAACUGGUAAUGUAAAAUCUGACAAUAUGGUGAUGCUGAUUCAAGAAAAAGGAUAUCAGCUCGUGGUUUUUUCUUUGUAGCGAAAUUCUUUUGCAGCACGACUGCAAUUUUGAA
This is a messenger RNA of Neltuma alba, 2249 nucleotides long. RefSeq names its product ion channel DMI1-like. Gene Ontology annotation, biological process: monoatomic ion transport. The record is from RefSeq and is a predicted model, not a curated record. Lineage: Eukaryota; Viridiplantae; Streptophyta; Magnoliopsida; Fabales; Fabaceae.